UUAAAUCAACUGAAAGGAUUACACCUCUAUACAUUUAACUUACGAAGUACAUGCACACGUGUAACACGAAACACGUGUAGUUCUGUCUAGUGAGAUGUGAGAAGGUCCUGUUACAUAUACACGCAGUCUGGGGGCUUCUAGAAUAAUUAGACGACCGUUUCUAACAGACCGACUCCUAGAUCUACGAGGGAUGAUAAGUCCGUUCUACUCGACUGUCAGAUAGAGAUAGACACAUCGGAAAAACAUCAACCUCGGAAUGUUGUGUUGAUUACUGUUAGAAUGUAUUCCCCUUCUUCGGGCCCCUGAAACGAAAUGCAGAAAAGAAAGCUUAGCUUUACGAUCGGUUUACUCAUAUAGGACCAACUACGUCACGCACGGCCCGUAUAAGGGUACCCAUUUACUCAGAAAUUGAUGACGUAGUACACAUUACAAGUGCACUCGUUUGGAAACAUCGGAGAGGAAAUAUUCUGGAAAAGACAUAUGAGAAUAAGUGUAAAAGCUUCGAAGAAAAGAGAAUAGAUGAACCGCCAUUUUGGAAUUUUGUGAACGUGAUCGAGGGCGCUGCCGGGGAAAUUUCGAGAGUGAGAAAGAGUGAAUUAUCGUGCUUGGGGAACUGGCCAGUGUACGUGUUGGAUAUAUUUCACGAUGAGUGGAGGAGGAAAGGAGGAAAACUUGGAGGUGAUAUGUAACGUGUGUGACAAUUUUGAAUGUCAUGUGUUUAAGAAGAAUGUGUGUCGAAAUUGUUUCCAUAGUAAGGAGGAACAUGCUGCCAGUAAUGGCGACCAGGAAGUGUUACCAAGGAAACAGGACAUCAAUCAACCAUUCGACGACACCGGUAAGUCUAAAGACAUGAACUUAUUGGGAGAUAAGAACAAGCCAAAAAGUGGUACCGGGUUUAGUAAAUCAACACCAGACAUUUUAAAAAAAUCUACAGAAAAUUUGAAAGAUGAGUCUGAUGUUAAAGUAGAUUCCAAAAAUAAAGGAAAACCACCGGAGACACAUUCAAAAUCAAAACCUCCCGAGACAGCCCCCAAGUCUAAAGCACCAGGUAAAUUAGUGACAGGUGCGUUAAGCGUUAAGGAGAGAUUGGAACUAAAACAGAAAGGUAGUACAGGGGCGUCGUCAGAUUCUAACAAGAAACCUGCGCAGACAAAGGAGUCAGAGGUCAAAGGUAAUGUGUCAUCAUUGGUGACGUCACAGGGCUCAAAGAAGCAGACGACAGCAGAUAAUAAAAGCUCUCCUGUAGAAACAUCAGACUCCAAACCGGGAGAGAAGUCUGACGCUAACAAGAAACAAGGCCUGACGACAACUAAGGUUUUCACGAACUCCAAGCUAGCGGGGAGUUCCUUACUCUCGCAGGAUAAGGGGCUGUUGUCAAACUUAGGGAAAAAACAAUCAACAGAUAAAAAAGACAGUGGCUCGCUGUCACAGGUGAAAGAUAGUAGCUCAGGUGACAAGAAUACUUCAAAAAUAUCAACAAAAUCGGAAGAAAGUAGUAGCAAAAAAUCAUCAGUUACUACAUCGAAAGCAGACGACGGUAGUAAAGUUAAGCAUUUAACGUCAAAAUCUGAGGAAUUUAGCAGCAAGACCAAGCAAACUACAUCAAAAUUCGAGGAUAAAAGUAAGGUGACAACUUCGAAAACCGAGGAAAUCUCCAAUAAAUUCAAGCAACUCAGCAGCAAGUCGUUUACUGGCAAUAACAAAGAAGGACUAGCGGAUACUAAGUUUAAUAGCCUAGGUCGAAAGAAGGUGGGAGUUAAGGAGAAGUUACCUAGCGAUACGGGUACAGCAGCUGACGAUUGCAGCGCAGGUACUAUUAAGUCGCCGUCGUCAAAAGAACAGGGCAUUUCGCACCGGGCUGCGUUAGGUACAGGCAGCGCAGUAUCGACAUCCGAUAAAAACACAGCGCAACCGAUCCCCGGCGUAAACAAAUCGGCUACUGGUAGUUUGUCCUCACGCUUUGGAGGGAGUAAAUAUGGGGCAACUCCGGACAAUGCUUCUGGAGCCGUUCAAAAUGGAGCGGCGACGAAAGACAAAUUGGAGCAACUUUCAACAGAAAAAGCCAAAGUAAAUGAAGAAUUAGAUUUACUGAGGAAAAAAUUAAGCGACAUGGAGGGGAAAUGUCAAAGUCUCGAUGAAGAGAAUAAACAUCUGAGAGAGGGGAUGACGGAGAAAGACUUGGAAGGAAGCAAGGUUUUAAUGGAAAAACGGGAUGUAGAGAAUGCGAUUAAGGGACUUAAAAGUCAGUUAACAUCCAUGGAAGUACGAUGUGAGAAACUGGAAACGGAUAAUACCUCACUGCUGGAUAAACUGAAGGAACAACAUAUACAACAACAGCAACAUCAGAAAGAAAACAUUGAAAAUGAUGACGUCACAACUGAAAUUGCAGACAUGGAACAACAGGUUGACGCUUCGGAGGCUAUUGUUACGGAUCUUAAAGAUGAGAACGAUGACCUACGUCAAGAAAUUCAAGAUCUCAAAGUGGAAAUGGAUGAAAUGUAUGACAGUUUCCGUGAUCAAGAGGCUGAAGAAUUCCGAGACCUCCAACGUGAACUGGAAAUUACAGCCAAGAAUUGCCGUAUACUUCAAUUUAAAUUACGCAAGGCAGAACGUCAGAACGAGAGUGUUGAAGGCGAUCGGCUCCAGUAUGAGGAUAAACUAAGAAUGUUACAAAACCAGUUCAAGGACGAUGAUGCGCGUGCUCAUAUUCGAUCCAUUGAACAGGAAUUACAAAUGGCGAAGGAAGUGUCGGUUCGUUUACACGACGAACUUGACAUUAUGGAAGACAGAAGGUCAAAGGUCGAGGAGGAAAACUUGCAUCUCACUGACAUUCUCGAAAAAUCGGAUAAAAAGCAAUUUCGCCUGGAAAUGGAAAUAGACAAGCUGAAGGAUAAAAUCGUAGAUCUACAAAACCAGCUCGCCAACAGAACCGACAGGGAAUCCCCAGCUUCCGAAGAGGUCACAGACCGGAGAGUGAUAUUGGGCCGUAUGGGGAAGCAGAGUAGUCAGGAAUUAGAUAGCUCCCAGCUCAUGAAGGACCUGUAUGAUAGCAUGGAACGUGAAACAGACCUCAAAGACCAGUUACAACUCAUGGAGGAGGAAGCAAAGACCUCUAGGAGGAAACUAGAGGAACUCGAAGAAGAAAACGAAAAUCUAAGUAUUCAACUUAAAAAAAUGUCUGCUGCACAGGUUAUCAAAGGUAAAGAGGGGUUCCGAGAAACUACCGGUUUCCCUGCUUCAGAAGAGGAAGCGGAGUUGAAAAUUCAUCUUGAUUUGAAUAAUCAGGAAUUGAGUGUUCUGAAGAAAAAGUUUCAUGACUUGGAGGAGGAUAAUGAAAACUUGUUGAUGGAAUGUGGUAAGUUGUCGGAGGAACUUCGUCAGAAGGAAAUAUUACUGAAUGUUUUACCCGAACCGUCGUCUCCGAACUAUUAUUAUGAAGACAAAAUUAAAGAUAUGAAAAUAGAGGCAGAUGAACUGCGUUGGAAAAUUAUUGAAAAGGAGAGAGAAAUUGAGCGUUUGAACGCGCAGUGUGUGUUACAAACUCGACAAUCGAGAUUGAAAAUGAGUAGGUCCCUAGAAGGGGAACAUCAUCUAGGAAACGUGGAGCUAAAGAAACAGGUGGAGAAUAUCCAACUGGAAAAUAGCAUACUAAAGGAUAAAGUGAUUCGGUUAACAGGCGGAAGAAAGGACGAAGCGGAAGACCUGUUAUCUUCCCCGGUGUCCGAUCAGAAACAGUUGGCUACAACCUACCCUGGUGACGGCGAAAGUGUAAAGGAUGAUAAACUACGAGCUUUACAGCUCAGAAUAGAUCAACUUGAGAAACACAGACCUUUAUCGCCCCCGUCUGAUAACAUUGGUAAUAUUGGAUAUAAAAGUGCAAAAUCAAAAGUAUCACGUGAUGCGUCACGUGUUACGUCACGUGAUGCACCACGUGAUUUGCUACAACAGCAGAGGCCGAGUGUGUUAGAUUUACGCGAAGCUAGUGUUUACAAUGAUAACAGCGUCAGGUCUAGAUCUCCCGGUGGUGCCAGUAGAGUGUCUACAGGCAGUUCUCUCCCUCGAAUUGAUACACCUGUCCCUAGUCCAGCCUGUCUUCCCUCCAUCGCCAAACCUUCCUUUCCGGGUUUGCGGUCAGUAGACGUCCUCUCCCCCGGGGAAACGCGUGAGGAGUUAAUGGAUCAAAUACUUGACAUGGAGGAAGAAGUUGAGAAGCUGACGGGAUCAGUGAAGCUGAAAGACCAGGAGCUGACCAAACUAUACGGCGAGGUCAGAGGUCUCAAGGACACAAUACAAAACCUCAAGGACGAAUUCCGGAAAAAGGAGAUCGAACUGCUCCGUGAUUUAGACGUGAGCCACGAUAAAGCCGACAUACUAAGCAAUCUACUGGAUAUUGUCAAAGAGAGGGCUGACGAUGCUGAGGCAGAGCUCGAAAGACUAAUUGAGUCGCAAAGCUGCUCUGCAACAUCAAGUGAAAACAGCGCCCGGACCGUCAGUACCCUUAGCAACGUCAGUUCCGGAAGUGACGAAGUAUUCGACGGGUCCGGCUCGGUCCCUGGAUCUCCGGACACAGGUGGUCGCCACCUUAUACAUAAGAACUGGGAGAAACGAUACGAGAACCAGUUCAGAAAGCGGAUAAACUGUCUUGAGCGACUCCUGGCGGAAGAAAGAAAGAGGGUGGCGACAACUGAGAAGAAGUUGGCUCUCGUAUCCACAGAAACCCUAUCGUCCGCCAUGUCUGAUGACGCAAAGCUGCACGAGCGAGAGAAGGAACUCCUCCAAUCAGAGGUCCUGGACAGUACGAAGUUGCUAAAGAUUGCCAGUGACCAGAUUAAGGGUCUACGUGAGCGCGUGCUGACCCUAGAGGAUGAAAACAAGGUCUUGCAAUCCAGUCAAACUAUGGCUGAGACAGAAGACUCCGAUAUAGACCAAACCCCAUCCGGAAGUGUCGAUACCGUUAUAGAGCGACCAAUCGGAGGCGUCGGUACUGAAGGGGCCAAGGCCAAAACUCCCUCGCAAAGUGAGGAUGAGAUAAUCAUCCUUGGAAAUGAGGUUGAAGUAUACCAUUCCAAGGUGUUGGAACUAGAGGCUCACCUAGAAGAGGUGAAUGAAUAUUGGCAAAGUCAAAUUGUCAAUAGAGACAAAGAAAGAGAAUCAUUUAUGAAGGAAGCAAAAAAGAUGUCUGAGGACUGUGAUGCUUUGAAAGACACGAUUUCAAAGUUGAAAGAUGAGGACAUUCGGAAAGAAAAACUUCUGAAAGAUCUGGAAACAAUGGUCCAAGAUAAGGUCAGUGUUGUUUUUCGGAAGGAGGAAAUAUUACAGGAACGUGAGGAAAUUAUACGACAGCGAGAAGAAGAUAUGCAGUCCAUGCUUGAUCAAAUCUCGCAAAAGGAUGACGAACUCCGUGAACUUCGCGAGAAUUUGCGUUCGAGGGACGAAUGUUUACGCGAAAAGGAUGUUGUCUUGGAAUCAGUUAAUACAGAUGUGACGGACAAAGAACGUGAGAUUAAUUAUUUUAAUGAUGAAUUGACGGCAUUGCAGGGAACUUUAGACAAAAAGGAUCAAGAAAUUUCAAUUUUGGAAGAAAGAAUUACAGAGAUAGGUAGCGUUAAACAGUCAGAUUUAAAAACCGAAAAUAUUAGGCAGAAAGGUGAUCUCGAGAGUCUGGCUACCAACUUGGGUAAACUUCACGUGGAUAAUAGUACAUUGCAAUCAGAUUUAGAAAAGGCGAAGCAAGCAUUAAGUGAAGCUAUGGUAUUAUGGAAUAAAGAUAGGUCUAACUUAGAGGCAGAAUUAAAUAUAGUUCGUGAAAAGUUACACUUGUAUCAAAGUACUUUAGACAAAAACGAGCCACAGGUUGUAGCUACUUUAAGAAAAGAAGCGCAUAAAAUUCUAGAACAAAAAGAGAAAGUAUCGGGAGAUUAUAGAGUGCUUCGGGUCGAGAACGAUGCUAACAUACGAACAUUGAAAAACGAAAAGUACAAACUUCAGGAGGAGUUAACACAAAAAAUUAGGCAACUCACGGCAGAAAUGACAACAAACGACAAAAAUUCUCAGGAACUAGAUCGUCUAAGAGCGCAGGAGGACAUUGCCUACCAGAUACAACACCACGAAAAGUUACUAAGGGCUGAAUACCUGGCUAUGAAGGUUCGUUACGAGACCAGACUGGAAAACCUUCAGAAAGAACACAUGAAUCUUCUGUCCUUGCUAGACACAAUGCAAAGGGAGAAAACCCUGGACAAGGAGAUCAUUCGGGGUGUCCAAAAAGGCAUGAGCCAAAUGAAAGUAACUUAUGCCAAGGAUCUUGUAAAGUGGGAUGCGGAAAAAGACAUCCUCGCCAGACACAUCAAGGAGAUCGACGAGGGCCGAAAGCUGGCAAAAGAUAUGCAGGGCAAAAUCGAAGAGUUGAAAAAUCAGCUUGCUGACCAGGAGUAUGAGAGGGCAGAGCUGGUCAACCGGAUCACUACAGAACGAUCAGGGUGGGGUGUAGACAAAUCCAACAUGCAAAGCAAGAUUAAUCAGCUACAAGAGCAGCUAGCCAUGGUAUCCCAGGCCCAGAACAGAACCAAAAACAUGCAAAACCGCAUGGAGGUCGCGUGGGAACAAGAAAGGUCCGAACAGAAGCGACUCCUAGCGGAGGCUCAUUCACUUGCUCUCGACCUUCAGAGCCAAUUAAAGGCACGAGACGAAGAGUAUGUAAGGGAAAGGAAGAUGUUGAUUGAACAACUUCGACGCAUGCGUACUGAGAUCGAUGAAGAACAAUUGAGUCGGGAUUCUCGCCAGAAAGAGAUUGACGAGAGAGGAUUGCGAAUAUCGGAACUAGAUAGGAUACUGAAGGAAGUAGGGGAAAGGGCUUCUAAGGAGCAGGAGAUGUCAGUUAAGGAAAGGGCUGACCUGGUCCGGAGGCUGGGUGAGAUGAGGAAGCAGCACAAGAGAGACCAGAGGAGGGUUGAGGAUGUUCUCACUGGGCUGACGCGGUUAAAAGAGCUUGCUGCGAUUGUUUCGGACUCUGAAAAAGAGGGUAAUACCUCAGAUACUGAACUAGUCUCACGACUGGAGAAACUAAGUACGGGUCCACUUCCGGAAUUAGACGUCGACUUAGCAGAUCCAAUGCACUUGUCUCCACGGAAAUCAAUCCGACAACGUAUCGAUCAGGUUGUUUUAAAACAUAUAAAAGAGUCUCUGAAGGAGAUACAUUUCGCCGUGGAGGACAUUGGGCGUCCCCGUGAGAUAUCAGAGGAGGAACGCAAGAAACUCCGAAGAAGUUUGUCGAGCUCCGAAAUCGACUUCCUAAAGGAAGACUUUUCAGCGGGCAGACAAAGGGAUUCAGGAAAAUUUGAUUCACCAAAAGCAUCGCCACUUACAAUCCAAACAGACACAGCCUCACCGAGAUAUCUUAGAAGUGUUACACACAACGGAUCUGGUGAUCUCCUUAAUCAACCCGCUUGUGACCUUCUACUUGAAAUAAACCCUAUUACGUCACUUCCGUUACGACAGAAAUUCAUAAUGGCAGACGUGCAUUAUGAACAGAGUGUUUCAACGAAGUUUCCUGAUCCACCGCCUAGUUUUCUUAUUUCUCCAAAAUCACACUCCAGACAGACGUUAACAGAUACGACGUUUUCGUUAUACUCCCAAAAGACUUUAUCCUCAAAAUCACAAGAUGCCAAUCAACCUUUAAACGUUAAUAAGACAAGACUCGCUCCCACUAGUAUAUCACUGGAUACGACCAGAGUGAAUUCUUUACACACCGGUUCUCAGAGUAAACUCAAUACAAAAUCCGUUUCUGCGGGAGGAACUCCCACAUACGAAUCGGCAAGCCUUCUUUCUUCCAUUCCAGUAUUAAACAGGGGUACCUCAUCUGACACCUCGCUUUCACCUCGUUCCGGAAAUUCGUCCAAUUCCGGAAGUUAUGAACGCCUUACACCUAGAUCUGCCAGACGAAAGUUUUUCGAAGAUCAAAGUGACUUGCAACCAUCUUCUUCAAUGUCAGAAAAAAGUCAAAGUUGUGAAGGUAUCCAAGAGGAUAAGAUUUCAACAAAACCUCCCACCGUCGACACCAAACGUCUCCGAUUACAGCAUGAUGAAUCAGAGGAUGACAUGAUAGGACAAUUAAUUGAGGAUACCAAACCGCGGAUACUAACACAGUCAGUUUCUGUCGAUGAAAAGACGUCACAUUCAGUAGCAAAAUCGUCAAGUACUGAGAGUAAGAAAAGUAAACCCGAAAAACCAAAACGGAAAAUAAUAAAACGUUCCCAGAGCGUCGAUAGUUCCGUGAAGAAAUCUGUAGCCAAGGCGGGUAUCACUGCGAUGUCACCGGGAGCUCCUUCCAAUACCAAAGCGGUUGAGCUUUUCGCAACAGUGCGAAGGAAAAUAAAAAACACACUGAAAAGGUCUUCAUCUAUGACAGAUGAAGAAAAAUCAACGGCGAAACAAGGAUCUAGUUCUGAGGCGAGCGGGUCCACUUCGGGAGAAGAGUUCAACAAAGCAGGUGGACAGAAAUCGUCUGGGAUGGUAUACAGACCGUCAACUAGUGUACAUAAACCAAUGGUCGGAGUACAGAAAAGUACUACGUCACCCGAACAUGAAUCACAAAGUAAACCACCCCCUACGCCACCUAUAUCCUCUAUGAACAGACGCGCACUUCCGGAGAUGGAGGAUGAUGCGUUAACUAAUGGCAGGAAACGAAUUCCGGAUAUAAGUCCGGACAACAAACCGAAUAAGCGCUUAAGAUCAAAAUCUGCAGAGCGCGCAACCCGAGGGCCAUCUGCCCUGAAACAACAGGUAAUACUGGAAGAAGACCUUUUACCCGAUAGGUCAAAAGUAUUCAGUGAAACAACGGUGUGAUAUCAACACAUCGACGUCAAUAUGGACAUGAUCGGGAGCUUUUAAUUUACAAUAAUAUACGGUGUCAGUAUUAUUUUUACUUAAGAAAAUUUUAAGAGUUUUUAGAAAAUUCAACUUAGUUUAACACUAUUUGAACGUACCUGUUACAUGCAACAUUUUCCAAACUAUUUUAGUGUUUGAAAUUCUGUCGUCAUGAUUACUGUAAACGUGUCUAUAUUAGCGAAUUUAUAUUUUAGUGCUCGGUUGCACAUAAGACAUAUUAGCACAAUCAGAAAUUGUACUUCUUCUCCUUUCUUGACCAGAUGUAUUUCAGACAAUGGGUACUGAUAUUGUUGAAACUAUACAUAAAUAAGCUCACGUCGCAUGAUAUGGUGCAUUAUGCCUGGAUUAAUAAAAACGCUAAAAUUUGAACGUUUACGGUACACGUAUUUAAAUGAUGGUACGUCUGCAAGACGCAGAGGAAUGCAUGCAGUAAUCACUCUGGAAUUCUAAAUGAUUCAACCUUGCUAAUAGCAACUAGAAGUCACUUUAACACAAAUCACAGCUUCACUGUAUAAGACACCAUGUAUCCUUGACUCAAACACUGAUCACUGGUUGUAAGAUCUGUUUGUUAGAGCAAUGUUUUCACCUUAACAAAUCAUAGAUGUCAUGAGUAAGAUAAAACAAAGUCAAACAUGGGACUAUAUAUACUCUCAAAAAAAACAUAAAUUGGGACAUGGUGAGUAGGUCAGAUAUAACGUUGUCUCGGCAAGGUUUAAACACAUGCAAACAGUUAUUUUAGACAUAAUACAGCGAGAUGUCAUUUACACCAUUCAACAUGCAGUCUCCUUAAUUAAUACCCAACAUUGUGUUCUUUAUAAAUAACAUUACAAAACAAAAGAAAUGCAUUGGUUUUAAACAUUACGCAAGUGUUAUACUACGUGCUUUUUAAAUCAUUUAUUCAAUAAUGUUUACAAUACAUGAAUAUUAAAGCUAUCUUAUUAUUUGCUUAUUAUUUGCUUAUUACUCCUUCUCGUGAACGUAAAAUGGUACUCAAAGUCAUGCGUGCUAGUUUUACAAUUAUAUAACUAUCACGUGAAAAUACAUUAUGUAAAAUAACGUGGUAAGUGAAACGUUGAUUUCCAUACUAGCGAAUAAGGUCAGAGGUCAGCAAUUAUGUAUACGCAAAAUAUUAGUAGUGAACUCGUGCGUGCCCUUUAUAGUUAAAAGUCCCUUAUUUAAAAAAAAAAAAAUGUAUUUUCGGAAACUAGAUAUGUAGUUGGUUUGCGUUCGAUGAUGAAAAAUUAGGUUCGUGAAGAAAAUGUUGUUUUUUUUUUUUCUGAUUAUGCAGGAAUUUGUUUGGUUUCCAAUUAUAUUUUGUUGUUUUGGCGAAAGCGAUUAAUUUAGAGAGCAAAUAUUGUUAACACACUCGACACUCGCACACUUUCACAUGUUGAUCGCAAUUUGUUCGAUUGAUUACAAAUAUUCAUAAACGUGAAUUUAGACACAAACUUGUUAUAACAUACACUGCCUUUAAUUUUACUUGUGUGUUACAUAAACACACACACAUAUAUGUACAUAAGUAAAAAGGUUUUAACUCCUUCUGAAUGUUGAUGAAAGAAAAACAAAUUUGUAAAGAUUACAAUCCUCAAAAACUUUCACCUUUUCGGGUGGUUCAGGAAGACACCGGGCCAGUAUUCAUGAAACCUUCCUCAUGCCCAAACUCAUAUUUUUGUGCUCAAACCCAAAUUUCUCAUUCUGGUGAAAAAUUGAUAAAAGAAAUAUAUAAUUUGUCGAUGAUCUGGAAGAAUGUUGGAGAAGCUCUGCUGCUGAUUAUCAUUUUCGAUGUUUAAACAUUGCUUUUUUGAACGUGUCACAUGAUUUAAGCCAAUUAUAAACAAAGAGGUUUGAGCACAGAAUCCAUGCUUGAUCACGAGAACGGGUUUUAUGAAUACAGACCCGGAAUUAUUGCGACAUAAUACGAAAUGCUAAUGAUAGCAGGUGAACAUCAAACAUUGUUGAUGUGAUAACAACCGCGUCAUCAAGUGUUGACGAUAACUUGUGACCAGGUGCAUAUAAUGUGUCAUAAUACUGUCAGUCAAUCAGACAAUCAUCUUGAAGCGCCCGAAGAUGCGACAGUACUAGACUACUGUAAUUUUGGUUUUGUUUUUAUAUAUAUAGUUGUAGGUUUUUUUUACGAUUGCUGCAAUGAUAGUUAUAUACGCUUUAGUUAAAUUAUCACUUAUGUUUUUAUGUAUGUCAGAUAAUUUCGUAUACUCGUAGAAUUUAUUUUUUAAUUAUAUUGCACUUGAUAAGGUCACUUCACGCAUGAAAAAUAUUCUAUUCACCACUGAUGAACUUAAUAUUCACGCAGAAGUCCGCAAAGUUAUUUUCUUUCAUUUUGAUUCAUUGCAUUCACGGUUUGAAAAUGUAUUUUUUCUAUAUCAAAACAAAAGAUCAUUCUAAUCAUCACUGAUGAACUUGAUAUUCCCCUAGAAGUCUGCAAAGUUAUUUUCUUUCAUUUUGAUUCAUUGCAAUAAAGGUUUGAAAAUAUAAUUUGGUAAACAAAACAAAAAUUAAUUGU
Molecule: messenger RNA, 11404 nt
Organism: Mizuhopecten yessoensis (Yesso scallop)
Lineage: Eukaryota; Metazoa; Mollusca; Bivalvia; Pectinida; Pectinidae
Product: golgin subfamily A member 4-like
Exons: 20
Coding region: 646-8841 (2731 amino acids)
Source: RefSeq, a predicted model, not a curated record